AUGUUAUUAAACCCAGAUCAAAUUCUAAACCUAGUUCGAAAAGUAUAUGAAGUAGAUAUUAAACAGUUUUAUUCGCAAUUACGGCUAAAGAACUUAAGAGGAUUGUUAGACCAUGCUGCUCAUCUGUUUAAUGUUUACCUGAGGGAUUUAGAAAUCAAUCAGGAAAUGGAAGCUUUGACAGCAUUUAUUAUUGGUUGUUAUUAUCUGUACCUUAUUAUUCCACAAUCGUUACAAUUCCAAACAAGAAAUAAUCUCUACAGCAGUUACGCAAAGCUAAAAAACGACUAUCAAGACGAACACGUGAUGGGUUAUGUGUUAAAAGUGGUAAGAGAUGAAAGUACUGUUAUUGUUGACCGGUAUUUAGCGGAGUCAAACGGAAUUUGCAGGACCAUAAAAAGAAAAAGAGCCUACUCCUUACCGCUACGGCCUUUACCUGUUCAUAUGGCCUCUUUGUCAAUACAUAACAAGUUUGAUGGCUCACUACAUGAAAUACCGAAUGAGCUAACAAAACCAACAAAUGAUAAUUCGAAAGAGGACAUAGUCAGGGAAAGUAAUCAGAUAGCAUCAAGUAAUAAAUUGGAAGCUGGUUCUGAAGUGGCGUACUACACAAGCAAAGAAGCAUUAUCAAAACCCUCGUAUUUAAAACUCAGUACUGGAAAGGAUGCAUUAUUCAAAACGCUGUCUAGUCCAGCAACUGCUCCCCCCGUGCACUCCUUGGAGGUUUCGUCACAAAUCAGAGAUUCUAGCCAAGAUUCUUCAUCCUCUUUAUCCAAGGUGGAAAAGCCAAAGGAGGAAGAAGGAAAGAUCGAGGCCAUAGAAUCUUCGGCCCCGAAAGCUUACAAUCUACCAGUAAUUGAAGAUUCUAAUGAUCUGUUAUCAGAGUUAUCUAUUACUGGCCUGCAAAAUCCAUGCAAUACAUGCUAUAUUAACAGUAUAAUUCAAUGUCUGUUUGGCACUACCUUAUUUCGGGAUUUGUUUUUAACCAAGAAAUAUAGGCUAUUCCUCAAUACUAACAAAUAUCCGAAAGAAGUCCAACUUUCCCGCUCGAUUUACGUUUUGUUCAAAAAAAUGUAUUUGAAUGGAGGAAGAGCGAUUAUACCAAAUAGAUUCUUAAAAAUGUGCAAGAAGUUAAGGCCAGAUUUGAACAUCCCAGAUGAUCAACAGGAUACACAGGAAUUUCUACUAAUAGUUUUAGCACGAAUACAUGAAGAGCUCUCGAACGAAAAUGUUGUCAAGUAUUAUCCAGAUCUAGUGUCAUAUGAUGCGAAUGCUUUACAAGUUAACCCAUCCAAAUACGAGAAAUGGUACGAGAGAAAUGUUAUUACUGAUGGUUUAUCUCCAAUUGAUCACAUAUAUCGAGGGCAGUUGGAGAACAUUUUGAAAUGUCAGCGCUGUGGUAAUUCUUCUUAUAGCUAUUCUACCUUCUAUGUUCUGUCACUUGCGAUUCCAAAACUAUCAUUGUAUAGCUUUACAAGUAAGUCGAGAAAAAUUAAAUUAGAGGAUUGCAUAAACUUAUUUACAGGCGAUGAAGAACUGUCAGGCGACAAUGCUUGGGAUUGUCCUAAUUGUAGAAUUACUGAUUCUAAAUCCAAAAAAGAAGAAAUUACUAGCCAGAAGAAAAAAUCAACCAUAUUCGGUUUUCAUUCCAGAUCAAGGUCAAAAUCACCCCACCAUCAUCACCAUCAUCACCAUAGCAGCGAUGAUUCAACAAAAAAUGCAAAGAAGCGAAAUUCUAAAAAGUUAACCACGAUUAAGAGUUUAGACUUUAUAGUUUUACCUCCGAUACUUGUCAUUCAUUUAUCAAGGUUCUAUUAUGAUUUAACAAAAAAAAACAGCACUGUAAUAACCUACCCUUUGAUAUUGAACAUUAUUUUAAAGAACGGUAAAGUGAUUCGAUACAAGUUAUAUGGAACGGUGAAUCAUUCCGGUAACCUUAUCAAUGGACACUAUACUUCUGUUGUGAACAAAGAAAAGAGCCAUGAAAUUGGACUGAAUAGACAAGUUUGGGUUACAUUUGAUGACGAUUAUAUACAGCAACAUCGCAAGGAUCGCAACAACUUUGAAGCCGGCAAAACAGAAAUGUCUAGCGAUGAGGUAUACGUCUUAUUCUACGAAAGAAUGGAUGAAGAGAACUAUGAAGAAGAAUUCUGUUAA
Saccharomyces cerevisiae S288C is the source of this 2154-nucleotide messenger RNA. It is a transcript of the gene UBP11, whose product is annotated as ubiquitin-specific protease UBP11. The coding region runs from base 1 to 2154 and encodes 717 amino acids. Lineage: Eukaryota; Fungi; Ascomycota; Saccharomycetes; Saccharomycetales; Saccharomycetaceae. The record is from RefSeq and is marked reviewed. The transcript has a single exon. Gene Ontology annotation, molecular function: cysteine-type deubiquitinase activity. Gene Ontology annotation, biological process: protein deubiquitination.